AUGGGAGAUUGGCCUGGAUUUCACAGCCGAUAUCAUAAUCCAAUAGAAGAUGCAUAUUUUCAAAAGUUCAAGCAAGUCCCCAGUCAUCACUCAUAUCACCCCUCUCGAAUACCGAAUGUAACCUGUCAUGGUAUUCUAAGAUAUACCAAUCCAAAUUUUUUGGAGGACAUGGAUCAGUUGCUCUUAAAGCACAGUUUGUGGAAUAGAUAUUUCUUAUUCUUGAAAUUUAGAUAUAUACUUAACCGAUUAAGGCAUGAUGGUACAAUUUCUGGUACAUUCACUCGUGUUAUUCAAGUUGGAAGUAUUAUAAGACUCCCAGAAGAUGUUCCGGAUGACUGUUGUGUGAGACAAAAACUGAAAAGACCAAGAAUAUAA
Phycomyces blakesleeanus NRRL 1555(-) is the source of this 375-nucleotide messenger RNA. RefSeq lists its product as hypothetical. The record is from RefSeq and is a predicted model, not a curated record. The transcript has 3 exons. Lineage: Eukaryota; Fungi; Mucoromycota; Mucoromycetes; Mucorales; Phycomycetaceae. Bases 1 to 375 code for a protein of 124 amino acids.